AUGACGGUGACACAAUUCUGGUGGCCGUCGUUGUCCCUUGCCGCGCCUUCGUCUCCUCAGUUCCUACUGGUGACAUCUUCCUUGUCGUCACCGACCAGCCUUCACCUUUUGCUCCAUUUCUCUUUCUCGAAGAUAAGAGAAAACACGAGGCUUCUCCUUUCAUAUGGAGAUACAAAUUCCGGCGAGAUGCUUUGUCAGAUCCGGCUACUUGUUACUACACCGUCAUCAAGCUUCCGUCUUCACCUUCGUCAACUAGAGAUGGCCAUCGAUGCUGCAGGAUGUCCACCUCCGACUUGGUAUGAUUUUCUCGAUGAGAUUCUCCAAUUUGUAACUUCAACUCCGGCGAAUGAUUCACCGUCGAUCUAUGAUAUUUGGGCUCAGGCAGUUUGA
This is a messenger RNA of Arabis nemorensis, 390 nucleotides long. The record is from the annotation of a GenBank genome assembly. Lineage: Eukaryota; Viridiplantae; Streptophyta; Magnoliopsida; Brassicales; Brassicaceae.